Scylla paramamosain (green mud crab) is the source of this 8633-nucleotide messenger RNA. Its product is annotated as histone-lysine N-methyltransferase 2D-like. Gene Ontology annotation, cellular component: nucleus. The record is from RefSeq and is a predicted model, not a curated record. The coding region runs from base 1 to 6963 and encodes 2320 amino acids. The transcript has 21 exons. Lineage: Eukaryota; Metazoa; Arthropoda; Malacostraca; Decapoda; Portunidae.
AUGUGGACGCCCACGCCAUCCCGGAGUCCCUGGAAGGCCCUGGAAGGUUGUGAUCGGAAGAUUGUGUCUCCGGAAGGUCCCCUGGAAGGAUAUAUCAUUGUAAGGCUGCGUGCGGAUAUGUGUGUCCUCGUGUCCCUGGAAGACUGUAGUCCCAGAUGCCUGUGUCCCUGGAAGACUUUGUCCCUAGAAGGGUGUGUCCUUGUAAGUGUGUGUCCUUGUAAGGGUGUGUUUCUGGAAGGCUGUGUUCUUGUAAGGGUGUGUGCUCGGAAGGCAGUGUCUCUGGAGGGCUGUGUCCUUGUAAGGCUGUGUCCUUGCAAGGCUGUGUCCCUGGAAAGCUUUAUUCCUGGAAGGCUGUGUCCUUGUAAGGCUGUGUCCCUGGAAGGCUCCGUACCCAGGUCGGAACGUCCUCAGAAGCACCAGCCUCUUGAAAACAUGCAAAUCGAUGAGCAUAAGCGUGGCCUGACGGAGGGCGGAAUAUUGGACGGGAGCUUGCAACAACAGCAGCAGCAACAGCAACAGCAGCAGCAACAGCAGCAGCAGCAACAGCAGCAGCAGCAACAGCAGCAGCAGCUUCAACAACAACAGCAGCAACAACAACAACAGCAACAGCAACAACAGCAGCAGCAGCAGAGGCAGCAGCAGCAGCAACAGUUUCAGCAGAAGCUCGCCGGCGGCCUUGGGAGUGCUCAGCAGCCGCCUGUCAAACACCAGCAAGGACCUCCUAGCAUGCGUCCCCCGGGCCCCCACGGACCCAACGGGACAGGGCAGCAUGGUCCGCCCAGCCCCUUCGGUUCCAGCAGCCCUCAGGGGCCCUUAAGGCAGCCCGAACCAUACGGACACCAUGGUCCAAACAGUCCAUCAGGCCCUCACCACACGCGGCCUCAGGGACCUCCAGGGCCUGGCCCCCAUGGCCCUUUUCCUCCCCGUGGACCUGGCAUGCAUAACGGGCCACUGUCACACGCCGCCGGGCCUAAUGGUACUAAAGUUCAGUCUCCAAUGAGGCCUCAUGGUCCCGCUGGCUCUGCCGUGGCCCCGGGCACGCCUUCCUCACUUAGUUCUCCACAACCCCACACCGGGGAAGGGCUGCGUUCCAAGGAGGACUCUAUCAGUCCUCCCGCAGGUAGCCAGCAGCAUGGAGCCUCGGUGAGCGAGGCUGGGUCUUCGACCUCGCCGAAAGCAGUCUCUCAACAGUCGGCUGAGGCGGACAGGGGACUGUUCGGACCUCAGGCAGAUCUGCGGCCGGGCCAGCCGGGGAUGCUCCCGCAGCAGGAUGGGAUGCAGCAGCAGGGCCAGCUGGGUGCUGAUCAAGCGGAGUCUCUUUCAAAAUUCUCCAUCGCCGAGAGUCGGUCCUCGGAUGUGCAUAAAUCAUCGCCACCGUCGAAGGAGGUAACUACUCUUAGCCUUGCUUCAUCCAUCUCCUCUUCCGGCGAGGCAAAGAAUCAUAGGCCCACAAGGGCGGCCGUACAGCCUCCUGCCACUGACAGUGGAAAUGACUCAGAUACCAAAGUAGGGAAGGUAGCGUCAGCAGUCUCCCCCGAGAGUGACACCAAGUGUCCCGCUGGAGGAGAGCGAACCGAGUCCGAGGAAAAGAGUUACGAGGUCACAGACGACGACGUGAAGCGAUACUUAGCUUUCCUCAGCAAGCCGUCAGAUGAUGUGCCGGUGGUUGUGUCGAGUCAGGACAAGAGUGACAAGUGCAAAGAAGAGGAAUCCGUCAAGAGGGAAGAGAAGUCAGUAGUUGAGGAGGGCGGGAGGAGUGAGGAGGGUGAGGAGGAGGAAGGAGAAGACAGCGAGGAAGAGCCGGACUCUCCUGGACUGUUGACUGCCAUGACCUUCUACGAUCACUCUCCCGGGGAGGUGUACACCAUUCAUGAGGACGAGGAGGAGGCCAGUUCCCCGACUGCCUCCGACGGAGUCUCAAGGCCACGCAGGAAAGGGGCGGCCAUGGGUCUGGGACCAAUGGGACCAAUCCCAGGAGGCCUGGAUGCUCGAAGAAAUCAACUGCGGUCACAAGUGUCGUUGGAAGGUCAUUUGCACAACACCAGCAUGAUGCGGGGAACAGCAGACGGCCAGGACACGCGAGGACCGACCACCAUGGGCACCCACACCAACGCCACUCAGAGCGUCGCCUCCACCACAAGCGGGCGUCCUCCCGUGGGUGGCGUCAAGCUUCCUGGCAUGGGUGAGCUGCAGACUACUACCCAGCCUUCCUCCGUGCAAGCCGGCCUACAGUCAGGGCCUCAGACGCAGCAGCAGCAGCAGCAACAACAACAACAACAGCAGCAGCAACAGCAACAACAUCAGUUGCAUAUGGGGCAGCAAGUUUCGAGCACUCAAGCAGGAGGUCUGGGCACGGCGGGCACAGGUCUGGGCGGGGGGCUGAGUGGCAGCAUGUCUGGGACCACCACAGGGACCACUCUGACGACCACCUCUCAUGACCCAAUGUCACGGAUGCACGGCCAGGUCACGUCUCAUGCCACCCUCAACUCGCAGAUGAACAGCCACAUGACCACUUCCUCCAUGAACCAGGCCAACACCCAGAUGAGUCACAUGCAUAACCAGGGCAUGCAGAACACCCACCAGUCCCAGAACAGCCAUUUCAUGAACCACCAGAUGGGGCAGAAUCAGCAGCAGCAGCAGCAGCAUCAGCAACAGCAGCAUCAGCAGCAGCAGCAGCAUCAGCAGCAGCAGCAACAUCAGCAGCAGCAACAGCAGCAGCAGCCACAUGAACUGAACCCGUACCAGAACAAGAUGCAGCAGGGAGGCCAGAUGCAGAUGAACCAAAUGGGUAUGGACAUGCAGACACAAAACACCAUGGGCGGCCCUCACAUGAACCAGACUCAGAUGGGUAACCACGUACCCCCUGGAAUGACCUCACAGCCCAACAAUCCUAGUCUGGUGACCUCCAUCGCCCAGCGGAUAGUAAACCCAACUAGUCAGAUGAACCAUGUGGGCCAAAUGAACCAGAUGAACCAAAUGCAGAAUUCCCUGGGUGGCGCCAAAGAUAUAAAAGGACUAGGUAGCCUCCUGCACAGCCCCCUCAGCGGCAGGCACCAGCAGCAGACACAAAACGUGCAUCAGAACACUCAGCAGCAGCAGCAGCAGCAGCACAACGCCUCCUCCACAGCCUCUUCGGCGCUCAGUGGCCUCAGCAGCCUCUUCGGCCUCCAAAAGAAUCGUCCAGCCGGAGGCCUCAUAGGGGAUCUGUUUAAAGGAAAAGGAGAUGGAGGUGGUCACCAACACCCGCCUCAGCAGCAGCACCACCAGCCACCCUUCUCCCAGUCUCAGCAACUUCCGCAGCAGCAGCAGCAGCAGCCGUUUCAACAGACAUUACAGCAACAGAAUCUGCAGCAGCAAGGAAUGCAGCCUCAGCAGCAGCAGCAACAGCCUGGUAUGCAGGGAAUGCAACAACAACCAUUUCAGCAACAGAAUCUGCAGCAGCAGAGCCUCCAGCAGCAACCUUUUCAACAGCAGCCUCAAAAUCUUCAGCAACAAAAUUUACAGCAACAGAAUUUGCAGCAGCAAAACCUACAACAGCAAAAUUUGCAGCAACAACAAAACCUGCAGCAGCAGCAGCAAACCUUGCAGCAGCAGCAGCAGAAUCUACAGCAACAGCAGAAUCUACAGCAACAGCAGAAUCUCCAGCAACAGCACAACAUACAACAGCAACAGAAUCUGCAGCACCAACAAGAUCUCCAGCAACAGAGCCUGCAGCAGCAGCAGCAUAACCUGCAGCAACAGCAAAACCUGCAGCACCAGCAGCAUAACCUCCAGCAGCAGCAACAACAGCAACAACAACAGAAGGUGGGCAUUUUGUCAGGCAUGAAGGGAGACCACUUCACCACGGCCUACACGGGCAUCUCCCCUCCCUCACAGCCGCUGUCCCGUGAGGACCUGUACGGCCAGCAGCACCACGGCAUGGCGGACGGCCUCAUGCACGGCCCAAACAUGAUGCUCAACAGGCCCGCACCACACUCCCCAACUGAGAUGCGAGGUGGCGUGAUGGUCACCACCUCGGGGAUGGUCAAGUCUCUGGACCGUCCUCGCCAGACUACGCUGUUUGGUAUCAAGAAAAAUAAGUCGCUUAGGCCAGACUUAGCAGAAACUUGGCCCUCCAUUGUAGAUCUGUCGCCAAUAAUGGAUGUAUCUCCCUCUGUGGAGGCGGCCGAGCAGGAGACCAAUGGCAGGAAGGAUGCCAAGGGCUCCCCCAGUGUGGCUGGCGGCGCGCAGCAGAAGAGCUCCAUCAGCGGCAUGCUCUCCGACUUCACUCGCGCCCUAGGUCUUGGAGGAAACUCACCGAAGGAGGAACAGAAGGGCAACAUUGCUACAUCUCAGCACCAACAGCAGCAGCAGGUCCUCACCUCGCAGCCUCAGUCGCAGGCCCAGCUCAUUAGCACUCAGGCGACGGGCAUCAACUCCCAAGGUCAGCUGAUCAACUCUCAGGGGCAGGUGGUGGGGCAGCAGCAGGUCUCCACCGGCCAGGCUGUGACUCAGAUGGGCAACCACGUGGUGCCCAGCGUGCAGCAGUCCAUGGUGGGCGGCCAGUUGGUGCAGAACCCAGCUGUGGUUGUCAGUGCUGGACAGCUUGCAAACCAGUCGAUGCCCUUCCAGCAGAUGACCCCAGCACAGCAGCUCCAGCUACAGCAGAUGCAGCUGCAGCACCAAGCACAACACUUGAAGAAAAUGCGACGCCAGGACCAAGCCGCCGCCCUGCAGCAGCAACUUCUCACGCAGGGCAAGGUCUCCCCCACACCCAUGAGGAAAGAUGCAGCGGGCGCCGUGGCAGGCCUGCAGCAGCUCCAGACAUUGCAGCACCAGCAGCAGCAGCAGCAACUGGCUGGCAAGAUCGUGGGACGCGUGGCCAACAGCCUGCCCACAGCCGCUCUCCUGCAACAGUCGACUAUCGCUACCAGCGACAGCAAGCCGCGGGUGCUAGUGAUGCCCGGCCAGAACAUUCCAACCACGGAGUCGCCGCUCACGUCUCUCCAGAGGCGCAUAGGCAAGCCAGACGUUGGGGCUCUGCUUCGCUCCUCCACGGACCAGCUGGCCUCCCCAGAAGAGUUCAGCAUGGCUAAUGUGAACGCCCAGCUGGCCCUGCUGACAGGGACCCCAAGCACCCCGGCAGGAACCCCAAGGGGUCUUCGUGACGAUUCCUCGGACACUAUGAGCGAGACUGACAGUCAGAAGAGCCUGCGGGUGCGCCGGAAGCUGCCGCACCUGCCGCCUGACCAAGAGGCAGCGCCGCUGCCCUCUCAUAAAAAGAAUGCUUUCGGACUCAACGCCAAAGACCGAGUCAGGUCGCAGCUGGCUCGUCAGUCAUCUCUGGACGGGACGGUGGGCACUGCCGGUCGUAUCGGUGGUCCUCUUGGCUUGGCCAGACCCUCUUCCAGCAUGACCAACUUGGCCAACAUUUCCAAGAUGCCAGACAUCAACUUGCCCACUCGGCCCGGCUCAGCUCUCGGUAUUCCAGGUCACCCAGGAACUGGCCUCCGCGGCUCCUCCCUCAGCGGGCCUCAACUCAAGACGGGCCUGCCUGCCAGUAUAGCGCAGUGCCUCCCCCCCGAUCUGCACCACCUCAUCUACACCAACGCCACCCCGCCCAACUUGGGAGAUAACUACGGCUCACAGCUCCCUGAAUACAUGCAGAACCUGAAGGACCAGCUGCAGGAGGAACUUAAGUCGACCACCACUGACCGGAGGGCCAUGCUGGAGGCGGAGCUCCUGCGGCUGCAAGAGGAACGCCGCCGCGCUUUGGUGGAGAAGGACAAGGAGAGGGACGGCCGCUUGCGUCGCGAGCUGGACCGUCUAGCCUCUUCCAGCUAUUCAGGAUCACUUUCGCUCAAACAGAGAAUGGAAAUUCAACGUCGCCUGGGUAUGGCAUCUGGCACGAGCAAUACAACAGGAUCAGCCAACUCCUCUCCUAGGAACCACCGGCGAAAGGGCCACCGACGGCAAAUGUCGGAUCCCAGGAUUAGCUCCUAUGUCUCCCCCAUUAAGGAGGACAGGGACGUGGAGAAAGAGCUGGAGCGAUCCCUCUACGGCGCGGCUCUUCGAGACACUGCCAUCAACUACAUGGAUGACGAUGACCUCUUGGCAGCCAGACUUCUGAGCAUGGGCAGGAGCACGGGAAGGCGCAGCUCAGAGAGCGGGCUUCCCUCAGACCUGUGGGGCCGCAGCUCCACCCCGGGCUCCACCCUCACCGACCCGGGGAUUUAUGGCUCCUCUCGCCAAAAGCCAAUCAGAAAGCCUCGCAAGCCUCGCUCCUGGCACCCCUCGCCCUAUGCCUCGGAUGACGAGGACGACCUCUUAUCGCGGGAGGAGAAGAAGCAGAAGAUCAAGGCAGAGAUCUCACGCAGGAGGCAGCAGAUCGAACAGAAUUCGCGUUUGCACGAGGAACUAAUCCGCCUGGCGAGGCUGCGCGAGAGUGCCGAGCUGGGCUACAAUGACCCCAGAGCCUACGGGCCCUAUGACCAAAGUCCGCCGCAGUCCGCGCGCGACUCCACCACCAGUGUCUUACGGUCUAUUGAUGAGAUCCUGAGGGAUGCCCGCGAUCCCUCGUCCGGGUAUUACAGCGGCUACUCCCCGUACAAAGCGGGAGGGUCGCCACCAAGCCGCUAUGGCAGCUCGCCUGGCGCCCGAACGUCGCCCCGUCAUUACUAUGGUUCACGAGGUCCCUCUCCCUCUCAUUACCCGAUGACAGAGGAGGACCGGUCCAUGGCCCGCCUCGCCUCCACCUUCCAGAGCGAAGAUUUCACGGGCGCGCUGUACGAGCGGCUCUCUGACUUCUCUCCCCUCACGGCGGACAGCCUGAGCGACACCAUGAGUGACUUCACCCCGGCCAUGCCCUUGCUGCCCGACAUGCCGACACGCUCGCGAAAGUUGUUAGAGGAUCUAGGAAGCUCACCAAUCACUAGUCAGACCCACAGAGGCAAGUAUGACUUACAGAGACGGUACCGGAAGUAAGUGGUGUUGUGUGUUGUGGUUCUCGUGUUGAGGUGUUGGUUGGUGUCUCUACACAACUGUCGUAUGCUAGAACUGUCCCACUAAAUCGAGCAGUAUAUUCAUGAAAAUCAAAUCUGGUUGCAAGAUAACAGUAUAUAUCAAUAUAUCCGCACAUCAUUAUGUGAUACAAAUAGGGGGCAAGUCUAGUGCACUUAAGUAUAAAAUACGGAAUAUGCUAAGUACCUCCGAUUGCCUAGGUUAAGUGUAUUGUAACACGAGGCUGGUUCAGUGUCAUUCUUCCCUGAGGAUAUUUGGAACACUAUCUGUGGCCUGUAACUUGACGAUAAGCAUAAUCCACACAAACACCUGGAAACCUCCUCACCCUCAGCGAGUCGAGGCACAGUUGUCCCGGCGGCCUCCUCCCAACGGUGGGCGGCAGCCGGCGACGACCACGAUGAACAUAAGUGUAACUCGCCACGUUCUACCUUGCUCUCCUCCCUCAGUUAUUGUGCCUUAUGUCCAUACUUACUCGAACAAUUCGUUUAAGCAUUUGAUAACACUUUAUUGAAGGUUGAAUUCCUAAUGAUUUCCGACCCUCCCCUUCUUAGUGGUGACGGACUAUCUUGAUUGCUUCGCCCUUACGUUAUAGGUAUGAGUAGAGUUACAACAUAAAGCUUGCCACUAAAUCACUACUCAAUAAUUUGUUCCAUAACAUAUCGAACUCGAUUCGUCGAAUGAAGAACUGCCAUUCAGGUCCACCAAAGUUGGUUGCCUAAGUCUGUCUCCCAAUAAGGACCCCCAUCACUUGCGUCCCCUUGCUGUCUGAUGGCAUCUUCCCGCGAUACCAUCCAAGCUCCGAGUCUCUCCCCGGACUCCUUUCCUGGAUCACCUUGUAUUACCGAUAUCUUCCCAUGGAGGAUUUUACGGGGAAUCAUGACUAAUAUACUUUCCUGAGGGAAAAUCUAAAAAGACGCACGGACUUCGGGAAUCCUUUUUGAUCCUGUUACUGUGUUCACGGUGUUGCUGGUGUACUUACUCAUCCCAAUAUUCUCUACGAGUCUCAUCCGCCGCGGCGCACGGAGCGGAGCGGCGCGGUGACCGGCCAGGCCGGCGCCGCCGCUCUCGGAGGCUCCGGGGCGGAUGUGGGUCCCACUCUGCCACCUCGGAGGGUCCAGAUCGAUGUGGCAGAGUGACAGAGUCUGAGAGGCUCUUGCGGGGGCUACCAUUCUCUCUUCCUCACUAAAUUGUGUGUCAUUGAGUGCCACCUGACAAGCGGAACGGUCUAGUUCGUUCCCUGGGGUACCUAACUAAACUAAGCGGGUCGUUGAGCUGCUAUCCUCAUUGUAGCUGGAGGAGGGGCGGGCGGGGUGACGGGUCGGGCUGGGCCGCACCGUGGAGGGUUUGGCAGGCCGCAUCCAGGUGCCGCCCCGCCGCGCGCCCACGACCGUCCGCCCUUUAGGUAACAUGCACAACGGGCCUUGGCAAACAGUGCUGCUGGAUGCCACUUUGGAGCUCCACUGCCCAUAAACUUCAGUGUCAAGCACAGUCUGUGUUCUCCCUGCAUGUGUCUUUCUUGCUUCUGAGGACGAUGUCUAUGUCACUGUACAUUCCAUUUCAUUAUAUUUGUUCAUGGCAUGUAAACAAUACAAAUUGUUGUUGACCUUCAAAUACAUCAUGUUAUUUGAAAGACC